Molecule: messenger RNA, 1647 nt
Organism: Delphinapterus leucas (beluga whale)
Lineage: Eukaryota; Metazoa; Chordata; Mammalia; Artiodactyla; Monodontidae
Gene: DNAAF4
Product: dynein axonemal assembly factor 4
Biological process (GO): inner dynein arm assembly; heart development; determination of left/right symmetry
Molecular function (GO): nuclear estrogen receptor binding
Source: RefSeq, a predicted model, not a curated record
GACCGCAGUGGCGCGCCCGGGGCACGCUGGGAACGGGGGAGGGUGGUGCCGCGGCCCGGCCUGACCCGGAAGCGCUGGCCUGUGGUAACCCCAGCUUCCCUAGCAACCGAGCGGGCGCGCGUCCUCCCCAGCUUCUCCGGACGCCUCCCGGGAUGCCCCUGCAGGUUAGCGACUACAGCUGGCAGCAGACGAGGACUGCGGUCUUCAUCUCUGUGCCCCUCAGAGGCGUCAGCGUGAGGGACGCGGACGUGUUCUGCACGGAAAACUAUCUGAAGGUGAACUGUCCUCCAUUUUUAUUUGAGGUGUUUCUCUAUGCUCCCAUAGACGAUGAGAGCAGCAAAGCCAAGAUUGGAAAUGACACUAUUGUUUUCACUUUACACAAAAAAGAAGCGGCCAUGUGGGAGACCCUUUCUCUGUCAGGUGUUGACAAAGAGAUGAUGCAAAGAAUAAGGGAGAAAUCUAUCCUACAAGCACAAGAAAGCGCAAAAGAAGCUAUGGAAGCAAAAGCUUCGGCAAGGCGGGAAGAUCAAAAAUAUACACUAAAUGUCAUGAUGAAGAUUGAAGAAGAAGAGAGGAAAAGAAUAGAAGAUAUGAAAGAAAAUGAACGGAUAAAAGCAACUAAAGAAUUGGAAACCUGGAAAGAACAUCAAAGAAAAGCUGAAGAACAUAAAAUAGUUCAGAGAGAAGAAAAAUUAUAUCAACAAGAAAAGCAAAGUGAAGAAGAGAGAAAAAAAUUAAAACAUAAAGGUCUUACUAGGAAUUCAGUAUCUAGAAAUCUUGCCACAAAAGGGAGAAAUUCAGAAAUUAUAUUUUUUGAGAAGUUAAAGGAAGACAGUAUUCCUGCUCCUCGCUCUGUCGGCAGUAUUAAAAUCAACUUUACCCCUCGAGUAUUCCCAACUGCUCUCCGGGAAUCACAGGUAGCAGCAGAAGAGGAGUGGCUACAUAAACAAGCAGAGGCACGAAGAGCAAUGAAUACUGACAUUCCUGAACUUUGUGAUUUAAAAGAAGAGGAAAAGAACCCAGAAUGGUUGAAGGACAAAGGAAACAAAUUGUUUGCAACAGAAAACUAUUUGGCAGCUAUUAAUGCGUACAACUUAGCCAUAAGACUAAAUAAUAAGAUUCCACUACUGUAUUUGAAUCGGGCUGCUUGCCAUCUAAAACUGAAAAACUUACACAAGGCCAUAGAAGAUUCUUCUAAGGCACUAGAAUUAUUGACACCACCUGUUGCAGACAAUGCUAAUGCAAGAAUGAAGGCACACAUACGACGUGGAACAGCAUUCUGUCAACUAGAAUUGUAUGUAGAAGGCCUACAGGAUUAUGAAGCUGCCCUUAAGAUUGAUCCAUCCAACAAAAUUGUACAAAAUGAUGCUGAGAAGAUUCGGAAUAUAAUUCAAGGAACAGAACUAAAAUCUUAAUGACUACUAGAAGCAACUAGGUAUUGUACUAGGUAUUGUUCUAAGUUUUACAAAAAUAACUGGAGGCAUUAGGAAUCUGUGCAUAUUAUGGCUGAUUAUACAGAAUCACUUUCUCUUUAGUUCUGUACAGGGAAGAAUAUUAUAAAUCUGUAGAAAAUGAAAUGUUUGAUUUCAGUGGUUUUUGAAUAAGUAAAAGUAAGAAUAAUCUAUUUUAAUUAUUUGUUUCAUAUUA